Messenger RNA from Phyllopteryx taeniolatus (common seadragon), 7547 nucleotides. RefSeq names its product phospholipid phosphatase-related protein type 4 (gene plppr4b). Lineage: Eukaryota; Metazoa; Chordata; Actinopteri; Syngnathiformes; Syngnathidae. Gene Ontology annotation, molecular function: phosphatidate phosphatase activity. The transcript is spliced from 7 exons. Gene Ontology annotation, biological process: signal transduction; phospholipid dephosphorylation; axonogenesis. The record is from RefSeq and is a predicted model, not a curated record. The coding region runs from base 1 to 2592 and encodes 863 amino acids.
AUGUGUUGGAAUCAUUAUUUGACAUCUCACAUCUCUGUUCUGAGCUCGCAUGUCGAAAUAAGGGCAUGGAGCGCUCUUGAUCGACAAGCACAGCAGCCAUCCGUGCCUCAUCUAGGAUCCGUUUCGAUGUCUGGAGGUCUGGCCAUGUCUGCAAAAGAAAAGGCAAUUCUAACCAAGGACAGUGUCAGUCUGCUCCCCUGUUUCUAUUUCGUUGAGCUGCCUAUCCUGGUGUCAUCUAUGGUCAGCUUGUACUUCCUGGAGUGGACAGAUGUGUUCAAGCCAGUGAAGUCUGGCUUUAACUGUCAUGACCGCAGUCUGAGCCUACCCUACAUCGACCCUAACCAUGAGGUCAUCCCCCUGCUAAUGCUGCUGAGCCUGGCUUUUGCAGGGCCUGCGAUCACGAUCAUGAUUGGAGAGGCCAUCCUGUUUUGUUGUCUAUCUCGACGAAAAAGCCGCACCGGGGCGGAAGCAAACAUCAAUGCAGCCGGCUGCAACUUCAACUCUUUCAUACGUAGAGCGAUCCGUUUUGUCGGUGUUCAUGCAUUUGGUCUUUGUGCCACUGCCCUCAUCACAGACAUCCUUCAGCUGAUGACGGGCUACCCGGCCCCCUACUUCCUCACAGUGUGUAAACCAAACUACACCACCCUAAACAUCAGCUGUGAGCAGAACCCUUACAUCAUGGAGGAUAUCUGCUCCGGGGUCGAUAGUGCAGCUAUUAACCGGGGCAGAAAAUCAUUCCCAUCCCAGCACGCUACCCUGGCGUCCUUUGCAGCUGUUUAUGUUUCAAUGUACUUCAACAGCACUCUGACCGAUUCAUCCAAAUUGCUCAAGCCCCUGCUGGUCUUCUCCUUCAUCAUCUGUGCCAUUAUUUGUGGUCUCACUCGCAUCAUUCAGUACAAGAACCAUGCCAUUGAUGUCUAUCUGGGAUUUCUGCUUGGCGGAGCCAUUGCUCUCUACCUGGGUUUGUAUGCAGUUGGGAAUUUCCUCCCCAGUGAGGAGUCUAGCACCAGCCUCCCCUCUCAACCGCACUGCCCCUCCUGCUCUUUACCACACAUUAGUCAAGAGGCAGUCCUUCAUCACCUGCAAAUGAAAGCCAGCAUUCCGGGGGAGGCUGGCAUUCCCUCCUCCCAGUCCGAAGGCCUUCUCCAUCGGGGCCUUCCGCAGCAGAAGGGUGACGCUAGCCUAAAGUGCUCAGGCAGAGAUGCGGACGGGCUUUCCUCCCACAGCCCACGGAGCAAAGAGACCAUAGUGACCUUCAGCCACACCCUCCCUCGUGUACACACACCGCAGGCCAUAGCGGCUUAUGAGGAAGCAGCCAGACGUCACGCUGCCACCCUUCACCAUGCCUCCAUGGAUUCUAGCCGUUCAAAGCAGCUUUUGUCACAGUGGAAAAGUAAAAAUAACCACAAAUGCACUCUCCAGGUACCUGACUAUUUUCCACCCUCAGGAGACUUGUUAUCUGUUCAGCCCGCUCAGCAUCCUCAUCACCACGGCAGCAUGGAGGUCCGAUCCAGCUCCGAACCAUCGGCUAUGGGUCUGGAUGCAAACUUUGAAGCUCAUGCAUAUAUGUCCAAACUGGCCACAGGAACGAGUACCACAUUGCCAAGUAACUGCAGUGGUAUUACCGGAGGAGCAAGAAUGUUGAUGCAGUCUCGACCUGGAUCUUCACAACUGGUCCACAUACCUGAAGAAUCACAUGAGAAUUACCACAAUAGCUCCCCAAAAGCAGUAGGAGGAGAAGGGAGUGGCAGUAUUUCUUCAGGAGAUGGCACAGUUCAGGCUAACUGGCAAAGGGUUGCUGAGAAGACUGCAAUUUGCAGGACUAACGACGAAGGGAAGAAAAGCCAGCCACGAAUAAUGCAAGUGAUCGCUAUGUCCAAGCAGCAGGGUCUCCUCCAGACUCAUUCCAAAAGCUUGGAUGAGAGCAGCACUGUCGGAGGUUCCCAGGGCUUGGCUCACUACAGGGCUCUUGCUACUGACAAUGACCCGAGUACCACUACAGGACCCAGCUCGCAGGGCAGUACCACAGGCAGUAUUUCUGGCAGCACGGGAGCAAUUGUCAGAAUAGAAGCACACCCUGAAAACAACAAACCGAUUAUUCAAGCUCCUUCCACCGACGGAAGUGGAUCGUGGAGGUGGCGAUCUCUGGAUCAUGGCAAUGGAGCUGUUGUAGGGCACGGGAGUACAGGAGGUGGGAGUUUGCGGCAAUCCUUCGAUCUCAACGAUCUUAGCAGAGACUCGGAAAGCUCAGACUCUAUACGAGAAGAGUCUAUUGACAGGAAGAGUGCUUAUCACGUUAAUACCACCUCUGUCACCCCGCCCGCAGUUACUGCUCAUACAAGCCAACCAGAGCAAAAGCUCCACGUUCAGAGCCUCUCUACUAUAAGGGUCACUCCAGGGGAUGUUUGUGGCGCCGGAUCUGGCGGUUGCAGUGGAGACACAGCUUCAGAAAUACCUUCAGUCGCCUCCAGCCGGGAAUCCACACUACGGCGAAAAGGCCAUAAUGUCAUCCUGAUUCCAGAGAGAGGAAACAGCCCGGAUAUCACCCGAAAUGUUUUCUACAAGGGCGUGUCGAUACCUAAUAAGGAAUAAUGCACAGAAUGACUGAAGGCUUCAGGGCCGUAUAUGAUCAUGAAGCAACAAGCUCGUUUUUCAGGACGCUUUCACACUCGCGCCCUUAGAAUCAAACUCUAGGUGGAGUUCGUUUAGUGUAAACAAAGUAAUCAAAAUUCGAGUUAAAUUAACCGGUAAACGGUCCGGGUAUGUUUCCCAACAAAUUUAAUGUCGUACUGUUGUGACAAUCUCCCUUGCUCCACUCCACCAGGCAAAUGAAACAAUCAGGUUUGAGCCUAAACGGCAUAACGCUGAUGUGACUAUAGUAAACAGAUUAAACCGGUGGCUCUUUGAACCUGUCUUUGGUUUGGCAUACAUGCAGUUAGCAAGGCAUCAGUCAAGCAAGACUUGAAAAAGGGUUUGCUUUGGACGUCCCCAUAAAGUGCAGUCAGCCGUUCCCUUGUAUACUGUAGCCUGGUAGAAGGACAAUUUUUGCUCCAUGUCGUGUUAAUCAGCACUGUUGCACUCACUAGGCCAGCCAGCAAACAGUCUUCCUGUCUACAUUCUUGCACCGUUCGCAAAACAAUAAAAGACGUAAGCAAUGUCACGUUGUUAGUUGUGGCGCGUUGUGGUUCAGUUGAAAUUUUUACAGUGUGAAAAGGAACAGUGCCAACACAUUCCCAGAUCCUGUAACACCCUCAGAGAUGCCACCACAUGUACCUAUUCCAUAAUAUUACCAUUCAGUAUAUAUAUCAUCAGAAAAAGAUUUUAUGUAGCAUGAGAUUUUUGUAAAUGUUAACUAAAGCACAACCUUUUAAGUGUUGACAGAAAUAAUCACUGUGUACUUUGUAGCCACUAAGGACACUUAUUUUAAUAUUUAUGUUAUUUACGAGUGGUGUCAAUGGAAAUCUUUUUUUUAAACAGCUCUGUACGUUUUCGAUAUUAACCACAAAAAGAAAGCUGUAUAAAAAUACAUGCUUUUCAAAAGUUGAAUACUGCAAAGAAAUGAUGUUUGUGAGAGCAGUUUACGUUCCUGCACUGAUUAUUAGUGUGUUUUUGAGAAGGGUGCUAUACCAGAAGAUACUAUUACCUUAGAAAAUACAAAAGACAGUACUUAAAUUCCAUUUUAAAAACAAAGAAAGCAGCUGUGACAUAACAUAUAACAAAAACCUAUUUUAUAUUUUGGCUCUUUUUGUGGAUAAAACUGAAUUGGAACCAUAAGUGUGCUUAGUAUUCCUUCUGUAGCUUUGAAGUCAAAUAAGCUGUCACUUGCACUGAAAGUGUUUAUUGUACCUUGUACUAUAUGCUGAAUGACCAUAUCAUAAUAUCCCAUGCAUUAGUAUAGCAGGUUAAUUUUUCAAAAAAACACCAACAUUAUUUAUCCCAUACUUUUAUUAGACUAUAUUUGAAUAUUUUCUGGUAUUAGUCACACAGUUCCAUCUGAGUCACUUGGUAUCUAUGGGCAUUGUACUGUAUGUGGACAAUACUAAGGUCAGUAAAAAAAAAAACAAUAAUAAUAAUAAUAAUAAUUGCUCCUAAACAUGCAGUAUAGUCAAUCUUUAUGACUGAUUCAUUUUCAGUUAGCAGAAAAUGUUUCAGGGUGCCUUUUCUUAAAAAAAAUAAAAUGAAAAGAAAUACUGUAUAUACUGUACAUCCAUAUAUCACUGUAUAUUAUUUGAAAAAGAAUUGUCUUUCUGUAGCCUACAUUUACAAAUGCAAUACUAAAUAUCACAAAACCAUUAUGUACGACUAUCCAGUACUACUGUAGAUCUUAGUAUACUGCAUCACAUGUAAACCCUCGGUUCUUUGCGUUGUAUGAGAUAUGAUUUUUGGGGGCUUUACAAUGCCACACAUAAUGGUUGGAAUUUGGUAACUGCCACUACAGUGUACACACACACAAAAAACACAUUUCUAGCUAUGCUUUUGCUUAUUAUUCUAUUGUAGGACUAAGUUGGCUCCAAUCAGGUAUGUCGUUGAGUAUUUUAUUGCAAAUCCCUUGAGCUCGGAACAAUUAUCCAAUUGUAAUAGCACUAAAACAUGCAUAGACCCCUCGUCCAAUUUGCUGUCUUGUGCUAUACUAUCUUGGGGUUCUCAAUUUCCUAUAAAUGCUCAUUUUCACUUGUCAUCUGCCUACCAGAAGCAAUUGGGGGCUGAGUACCUCGAACAGGGAUACUUCAACGUGGUCACAGGGGUACUGAGGAUCGAAUAUUAACAUUUGGCUUGGUAGACAGCCAAUCUAACACCUUAUCCAAGCUGCUCCCGAAUGUUUGUUUAACGGCGUAUUCAAAAACUCGGAUAAGGCGUAUUAUUAUUGUUUUUUCUCUGCUCAAAUUAAAAACAACGCCUCCAUGUAAACUCAUUGGCCAGUGUCUAAAUAUAUGCAAACCAAUUAACUAAAUAUAAAAAUUAGCCCAAAAGAUUUAGGGGCUUGAGAACAUUCUAUUUUAGAAUACCCAUCGUAAAAUGGCAAAUACUGUACAAUUCUACUAUUGCAGCCUGUCUAACAAAUUGUUUUGAUAAAUGUUGUUCAUGAGCAGUAGUAUUUCAUAUUAAUAUUUUUUGGUGUGUAUCUGUAUACAGUGUAUCUGUAUUGUUCUUCUUUUGAUGCCGUUAUUUGGAAUGUGGGCAUAUUAUUAGGACUGGUUUUAUUGUUUGGGGCAGUGACCAAAGUACAGGACAUUAAUUUAUGGUUUAUGUCAUAUUAUUUAUUAAUAGUGAAAUUGUUGCUGUGCUGGACAGUACUUCAAGUAAUAGAAGAAAAUAAAACUUACUACAUUCCAGUAACUCAAUCAAUUGUUCAGUGGAAUAAUUUGCCAGAGUGUGAAAAUACAUCCAAACCCCGGAUUUUUCAUAUUUUCUCAGUGUAGAAAAGCUUUAGCUAUAGCAAGUCUUUACCAUAUUGUACAUUAUUUAUUAAAUAGUCUUUGCAUGGAUUAUUCUGCAUAUCACUCAUCACCAUUGUUCUCUAUUUUUGUAGUGUGAUAUGAUCAGGACUGUCCUUUCUCGUAGCAGGUUUUCGUACGCUGAAACUGACACUGUGUUAUUGUUUCCAUCAAAAAUUUGGUUUAGACUUUGUAUUGACACGUAUGCACAUUUUCACUGUGGGAACACAGUUUUGACUGAUUGAAAAUUGCAAAAUACAAGACUUGCAAACUUUUAAAUACUUUUACGGUCAAUUUAUUGAACAGUGGGGCUUAUCUGGCAGUUCUCUUUGUGUAAUGAAAGUGAAGCAUGUAAGUCAAAUUGUGUUAUUUUACAUUUUAAUUUUGGUCUAAAACAAGACAAAACAUUUGUAUCAAUAUGAAUGUUUUCUGCAUUUGGAUCUCGGUCCAACCGCUCUGAAACUUAUUGAGUCACUAAUAUAGCAUUUUUUUCCCCAUACCAUUAACAGAUGGUUACUGUAGAUGUAUUAUUUUUAAUCCAUAAUUGAUGUUUUCUAUUCCCUGAUAACACUACGAUUUAUAUAGGUUUGAACACAGGAUGGGGUGGAAGAGUACAAAUGAUUUAUCACUGAUGUGUUUUAAUUGUUUCUGAGCAACCAUUGAGUUCUCUCUGUUUGUUGGGAGGGAACAUGCAAGUGAGAAAACCUUUACAUAUCAGUGUGAGACAUUGUGAGACAGAGUAAAGAAGUCCAAGGCAGGUUGAGUUCCAGACCAGAUUGAGGCUAGUGUGAUAACGCGGAGGGGGACAUUUUAUAAAUAAAUAAGGGAUUCUCAGCAACUGAAAGUCACCUUAACUUUUUUUUUUUGUUUUUUUUUUAAACAUUGUCUAAACUAUUUAUAAGGGAGCCUUUAAAAAAAGUGAUAGCAUAUGUGGAUGAUCUGAACCAGUGGUUCUGAAACUUUUUAUAUCAAGUUCCACCUAAAAAAAAAAACCUCUCCAAAUCGUACCAUAAUGACCACCAUUGAAAUAGAGUAGUAGACUUACAGUAUGUAUUUAUCAAAAACCAUGCAUUAGUGUAAGCCACAAAAACAUUAUGCACAGUUUGAACCUUUACACUGUGCUUAAAUAUAGAAAAAUAAGAAACAACUUAAAUAAUGAUUCCAUGAAAAUGUAUUGCAAAUAAAGUUCUAAAAAUUAAAUGCAAAUGUAUUGUACUUAAAUACAACUGAACUGUACUGGAUUAACAAGCACGGUUUAAACAUUUAAUUCAGUGAUUCUUUCAAAUACCACUAGAGGGAGCCCAAGUGCCACACUUCGAGAAUCACUCAUCUAAACUGCAGAAUCGACCUCUCCGUACAUCCAAACUCACCACGGGAUGUUUCGUUAUGAUGUCCCCUGCCCUAAAACUGCUUUCCGUUGGUGCUGAGCACCUUCACUGCCACAUCUGUCAUUUGUUUUUAUUGAUGAGAAAGAAAGUCCACUUCGGUGUCAGAAUCUAUGUCAGAGACAAGACCAGUCUUGAGUUCUAUGGCACUAAGAUAUAGUGCAAGAUAACCAUAUUACCCUGACAUGUCUUGAUUAACAGUCAUCUUGGUGAAAAAUCAAAUGAGAACUUUUACUCUACGAAAUACAGUAUAUUCUUUCUGCAGGACACCAAAAUUCACUACAAUUGAUUUAGAGCAAUAUAGUGACUAUGUAUGAAAUAUCUGUCAUGAGGAAGAGAAGGGACGUAGGUAUUUGAUCUACAUCAAAUGAGGGAAAAACUGUGAAUUGCAUGUAUUGUUUUGUGUUGCCACUGGUUAUGUAAUAAAUGUAUUUGAGACUGUGAUCAGCUGUAUGAAUUCUAUGCACCAUGAAAAAAAAAUAUCAUCCUGAGCUGCGUUUAAAAAUGAGAAGAUAUAUUAUCAAUAGUACUUUUAUAAUAUCAUGUUUGCUAUCCAUGGUUAUAAUAAUAAAAUAUAUUGUCUGUUUUUUAUUUCACCAAAUAUAGUAAAGCUCUGAUUUAGAAAAAGUAUGUAUUUAAGCAAUCCAAUUUACUCAACUGAGCACGCUGAUCAGGUUAGUUGAUGAAUUGUGCAUUGUCUAAAUGAUUAAAGUUUGCUAAUGAAAUA